UAUCCUCUGUAUAUCAAAGGUGGGAGUCGUGGAAGAUUUGAGGAUGCAAUGUCAUUGCUAAAUAAAAACAUAGCGCAACUUCGAUGGUGGUUUGGUUUAACAACAAACAAAACUGAUAGCACGCUGUUGAAUCUACAAGAUUUGUUGCUGCAUAUAAUUAGUGAACGAAGUGAGAGACUGGCUUGCAAGCAGAAGUUUGUUGGCUCGAAAGUUCAAAUCACUGGUCAGAACGUGAAAAGCGGCAGCGGAAGUGAGAGACUGGCUUGCAAGCAGAAAUUUGUUGGCUCGAAAGUUCAAAUCACUGGUCAGAACGUGAAAAGCGGCAGCGGGUUCGAUAGUUGCUGUUGUUCUGCGAGGAGGAAAAUGGAUUCACAGCCGAAAAAUCGCAUACAGUCAAAAGUGGAUUUUUUAAUCCUCGCGAGGUAUCAGUGCAGCUAUUUCGGAAUCCACGAUGUUUAG
Messenger RNA from Gongylonema pulchrum, 459 nucleotides. NCBI's taxonomy places the organism in Eukaryota, Metazoa, Nematoda, Chromadorea, Rhabditida, Gongylonematidae. The record is from the annotation of a GenBank genome assembly.